UGUGUGGAAGAAGGUUUGAAUGAGUUUUUUAAUUCUGUUUUGUCGAUUUUACAUUAAAUACUACCUCUAGUACUUUAGACUUUGAUUAAAAAGCAUUCAUUUAUUUAUACAAAGUGUUAUAGUGCAUAUAAAAUAAUGUCGAAGAGAGAGCGACGUACGAAUGCCGGCAAUCGCAUGGCAAAGUUGUUGGAUGAUGAAGAAGAAGAUGAAUUCUAUCAGACGACUUACGGUGGUUUCCAGGAAAUAGAGGAAGACAAGGAUUAUGUUGAAGAAAAAGAAGUUGAUGACAUAGUGGAUUCAGACUUUGAUAUUGAUGAAGAUGAUGAACCUGUAUCGGACCAUGAUGAUGGAGAUGAAAAGCAGAAGCGAAAAGUGGGCACUAAGGCUUAUAAGGAUCCUAAUUUAAAAAAGAAAGCGUCCGAAAAACCUAAGAAGACACCAGCAAAGAAACCAAGAGAACCGAAGGAGCCAAAACAGAAAGAAGAUAAGCCUGAAAAAGGUGACCGGUCCAUAACUUCAGCUGAUAUAUCAUUUGAACGUAAAUCAAUCAGGCAGAGCACAGCAGUGAAAUCUCUUGAAACUCAACAAAGGAUAAAGAUCAGAUCAGAGUUGCAAAAGAAGAAAGUGAAGAAGGUCGAAGAUCGAAUGCCGACACAAGAAGAGUUGUUGGAAGAAGCUCUUAUCACUGAACAAGAGAAUCUUAAGAGUUUAGAACGAUUCGAACAAAUCGAGAUGGAAAGGAAAAAAGUGCGGCCGAUCAAGAAAACUAUUACAGGACCUAUAAUUAAGUACCACUCAUUCGCUGUACCAAUAAUAUCAGAAGUAGCAGAAGAUGACAAAACGAGCCUAACACCUAUAGCUGAUCUCAGCCUUAGUGAUAUCAUCAAAAGUGAAGAAGGAAUUCUUACACCCGGAGAGAUUUCUAGUCAAGACGUAUUGAUGAGUGAACCAAAACCAGACGUAGAGGACAACAAACCGAAGACAGAUGACGAUCCCAAUCAGUUUGCAAGGCCAACUAAGAUUGACAUCGACUACAUAGGAGUUGACGAAGAAGUUAACAUUCCUGAUGUGCCUAAAAAAGAAAUAAAAUCCACGAGGCCGAAGCCUAAGAACGUGAAGUGCUACGAGCGGACACUGCUCACCUUCGAGAAUGACAUAAAAGAUAAAGCGUUCAAGAAAUGCUUUCCCACUUCCAAGCCGAAGAAACGAAGAGAGUUUCUUUGUGCUGUUACUAAACGGCCAGCCCGUUACAUAGAUCCGAUAACAAAGCUGCCAUACAGAAGUGUGGACGCUUUCAGGAUCAUCAGGGAAGCAUACUACCAGCAGCUGGAGGCGCGCGGCGACCGCAGCGACCCACAAACUGCCGCGUGGCUCAAAUGGCGCAGAGCCGAUGCCGCUUCUACUUACCUACAGAUACAUAUUAAAUGAUGAACACUCUAGAAUGGUAUACUGCUCUACCAUUCUUUAUAAUUGACAUUUGUAGAUAGAAAAUUCUGACAGAUACUACCAAAUCUACAGUGUGAAGUUAGCAACAACGUAGCAUACAAAGCGACAGCCAUCUUGUUUAGCUACUUAAAUUAUCUCCCAUUUUUCCUUUUUGUUUGAGAUUUCGAUAACCUAUAAGGCACUUGUCCCAAUGCCGGCGAAAAAGCGGUUAGUUAUCGAUAAUUUUUUCGCUCAAAAAUGUCUCGCGAUGAAGAAAUAUAGAUCUCGUGCCAGUAAUAGAUACACAUAUUAUAAUAUUGUAUGUAUUAAUUGCUGUCCGCUAGCUGUUUACAGUGCCGGCAAAUGCUCUCGUUGAGAGAGCCACCAGGCCUAAUUUUAUUACUCUAUUAGGGAUCUUCCGCCCGAGCGAGUGGUGCGAGUAAUCGUUCGUCGAAAUGGAACACACGCUCAUAGCGACAAAACUAUCAGAACUACACAGUCGCUUGUCGCUCUUCGCUAAUUCUUAUGUUUCUAGCUCUAUUCGCUUCACGCUCAUAGGCGGUAGGUCCAAUGCUUAAAUAUUACUUCAUAAUUAUAGAUAAUUAGUACUAAAUGAUUAUGAGAAUUGAACAAUUAUGUAUUAUUAUGAAUGCAUACUCCAUUCAUAUUAACUGCUUGUAAAUAUUGUAAUUAUGACGUGAUUAGAUAGUUUUUUACCAAUAAAUGUAACUUGAAUAAUAA
This is a messenger RNA of Pectinophora gossypiella (pink bollworm), 2166 nucleotides long. It is a transcript of the gene YL-1, whose product is annotated as vacuolar protein sorting-associated protein 72 homolog. Gene Ontology annotation, cellular component: nucleus. The record is from RefSeq and is a predicted model, not a curated record. The transcript is spliced from 9 exons. NCBI's taxonomy places the organism in Eukaryota, Metazoa, Arthropoda, Insecta, Lepidoptera, Gelechiidae. Gene Ontology annotation, molecular function: ATP-dependent H2AZ histone chaperone activity. The coding region runs from base 136 to 1428 and encodes 430 amino acids. Gene Ontology annotation, biological process: regulation of DNA-templated transcription; chromatin remodeling.